AAAAGAGGACAAGGAAGGCUGCCAGGCCCUCCAGGCAUAUCCCGCCAGAUGAGCAGCAGACACACGUGGUGCACAUGACGCUCACGGCUGCCUGACGAUAUGACGGCGCCGGGCGUCCAUUGCGUCAAGAGGGCGCUUCGCCAGAUCACAACGUACAGGUGGGUAGAUCUGCUGCACAGUGCGUACUGCACACAUCAAUCACAUGACGGCACAAACAAAUGUGUGUGUGUGUGUGUGUGUACAAAUCAGGCCAGCAGGGGCUGCUCAGCAAACGCAACCAUCUGGGAGUGCGGCCCGUCUACCGCACCUUAUAGUGCGGAGCUAUCGGCACUUCGCCGGCCGGCCGCUGCUGAGCGAUGACGAGAAUGGCAUGUCAGAUGAGCAGCUGGUAUGUACCUGCACCCACACAAGGGGGACCUGCCAGCGGCUUUGGUGCGUGUUCAGACGAGGGCUUUGUACGAGAGUCCCGUUGUGGUGGCGGCGCACGACUUCACGGGGGGUUCGGCGGCGCCUGUGUUCACCUAUGCCAACCAGAAGGGCCUCGACGUCUUCGAAACCAACUGGCACGUGAGCUGAAACGGGGCUGGGGAUGGAAGGCUGCCUGAAAUGGGCAGCUGCCUCAUUGCAGCACUUUGUCGGCUGCCCGUCAUUCAAGUCUGCCGAUGACACCCGCUUUCACGAGAGGCUGGCGCUGCUGCAAGAGUGCCUUGAGAAGGCAAGAGAGAGAGGAAUGCCUUCAUUCAGAUACACGGUGUGCGUAUGGCUUGUGUGUGUGCAGGGGUGUGUGCGUGUGAAUGCCAUCCGGCAGAGCUUCACGGGGCGCCUUUUCCAGAUACAGGACGGCCUCUUGUUCAACCUGCUCGACACACCAGGUGGCGCGACUGCCACAACCGUGGGGCAGGUCCGUGUUGACGGAUGGAUGGAUGGAUCCAGGCACAGGCCAUCCCUUUCGAUCUAUGCUUUUUUGCUUUUCAGGCGGUGGCGUUUGCCACGUGGCAAUACUUGGACUCCAUCAGUGAGGAGCGGUCCCUCUAGUCAGUCAAGAAAAGGGAAUGACUGCCAUGCAUGUGCGGCUCAGUGAUGAGCUGACGGCUUUUUUCGGUUUCGUCCCUGAAGUGUGAUGUUUAGGCGUGGUGUGUCGUCUCUUGGUUUCGGCUCGUUAGUGCUGUGUGCCGUCCCUUCUUGUUCCCCUGGUCGCCACGGUUACAUUGCAGUGCGGUGACGUCGCUGCAUUGGGUGCGUGGCCACCAGAAGGAACGAGAAGGGACGGGACAGCAGCACAGACAUCAGUAUACUCACGAUCGAGGCAGGGGAAGACAGGGAGGAAAGUUCGAGAAAGACACGGCCAGCAUCCAUGCCAUGCAUCUCUGCAUUUCGGUUGUUGCAUUUCGCUCUCUCACCGACGGAUAAGUCACAUUAUCUGUCGUGGAGAGAGAUGGGGAGGCGUGCCGAGUGAGAAUGUCUAUCUAUAGUCGCGACUCGGAUGGAUUCAAUUCAACUCGGAUGGAUGCAGUGGAUGGAUGGUAUGCAUUCACUUGUG
This is a messenger RNA of Vitrella brassicaformis, 1540 nucleotides long. Lineage: Eukaryota; Vitrellaceae. The record is from the annotation of a GenBank genome assembly.